AUGACGGUGUACCGCGCGGUGGCAAGGACGGGUCACGGCGCGGGCCCAUCGACUGAGGUCGACCUGGAGGGAACAAACAAGCGCCACUUCCUGGACCUCCUGAACAGGACGUGGUCCGCUGCCGACGUGCCUGCCUCCUGGAAGGUAGCGGAGAUAGUGGCGAUCCCGAAGAAGGGAAAGCCGCCGUCGGAACUGUCCUCCUAUCGCCCCAUCAGCCUACUGAGCAGCACCAGUAAGCUGGCGGAGCGGCUGGUGCAGGGGAGGCUGCAGCACUGGCUCGAAACCAGCGGGAAACUAAACCGAAACCAGGCGGGCUUCAGACGCGGCCACUCCACGAUGGACCAGAUCGGACGGAUUACCCAGCAGACCUUCGACGCCUUCGAGCAGAAGCCACCACACAGGGCCGUGCUUGUCCUCCUGGACUUCGCUCGCGCCUAUGACCGGGUCUGGAGGGCAGCCCUCUUCUGCAAGAUGGCGCGACUGGGCAUCCCCGGCUGUGUGAUCCGCUGGAUCAAGGCCCUGCUCUCCGACCGCCGUGCUAGAGUCCGAUGGGGAACUGCCCAGUCGGACUCGCGUGUCUUCAAGGAGGGCCUCCCGCAAGGUAGUGUCUUGGCACCCCUCCUAUGGCUCAUCUACGUCAAUGACAUCGACGAGGGCCUACCGGAGGGCGUGUCGCGAUCCCUGUUCGCGGACGACGUGGCGCUACUGGCCGACGCCCGCACGCCGGAAGAGUGCGACGCCCACCUCCAGCCGUGUCUGGACAGCAUCGGCGCUUGGCUGACGCGGUGGAAGGUGACGCCCAGCGUCUCCAAGUGCACGAGCACCCUCUUCUCGCUCGACCCCAAACAACAGAGAGGAAGAGUCCGGCCAAAUCUGAAGCUCCACGGACAGGAGAUCACCGCCACCGAACACCCGACCUUCCUCGGCAUCAAGUUCGAUCCGCAGCUGACCUUUGCUGAACACGUCUCCGAUCUGAAGGCGAAGAUGGCCCGACGACGACGAUGUCUGCAGGCGAUGGCAGGAAAGACAUGGGGCAGCCACCGUCGCACUCUCCGGACCGCCUACAUCGGCUACGUGCGAGCGCUGUUUGACUACGGCGCCGCCGUAGUUGGCACACAUGCAGCGCCGUCCGUCAGGGAGCGACUGGAGGCCGAACAGAACAAGUGUGCUCGCCUCAUCACCGGCUGCAUCCGUCUGACUCGCACGGACGCCCUGCUCGCCGAAGCCGACCUCCCGCCACUGUCGUUGCGCGCGAAGCAGCUGGCCGGACAGGAGUGCCAGCGCCUCGCCAGACUCCCCGCACUCGAUCCUGCCAGGACCCUCCUGGAGAAGGAGGUGCGGUCCCGGCUGGAGUACCGAGCCCACCUGGCCUGGCGGAGAGACUGCACGCAGGCAGAGGCGGCGCGGAGGCCGCCACCGAAGCCGCCCGACGAGGACGCGGUGCUCACCAAGAAGCCGUGUCUCAGGCGGGUGGGCCGGUGGAUCGCCGACGAAGCCGGGCUAAAGCAGCUGCCGACUGAACCACUGGCGUUGUACCAGUGCCGGCCGCCCUGGACAGUGGAGAGGACCCCCGCCCACUUUGUGGUGGACCUGCCCGCGCCCACGCGUCGCACAGACCCCCCCGACAAGCGCAGAGAGGCGGCGCUCCGGGCCAUAGAGCUCCUGCCGCCCGCAGACGUCACCAUCUGGUCGGACGGGUCGGCGAGAGAGGGGACGACAUGUGGCGGCGCGGGCGCGCUGAUCCAGCUCCACUGCCUUGGCCGUGAGGAACGUAUCAGGGCCCCGGCCGGCGCAGUGUGCAGCAGCCUGCGUGCCGAGCUUACCGCCAUCGGGGAAGCACUGGCUGUGAUAACCUCUCUACCUGAAGAAGACCGGGAGUCCGUCCGCGCAGUCCGCCUUCUAACCGACUCCAAGUCCGGCCUGCAGCAGCUCCAGAGGGGACCGGCCGGCCAGGUGACCGCCCUGGCCGCCGACAUCUGGGAGUGCCUACACACCCUCAGCGAGCGUGGCACCACCGUCACCUUCCAGUGGGUGCCGGGGCAUGCUGGCCUGGACGGAAACGAACACGCCGACCAGCUGGCCGGCGAAGCGGCCGCUGCGGAGCAGCCGGACGUCCAGAUCGACUUCGCCAGCGCCAGAAGCGCGAUCGGGCGCCGGGUGGGGACGAUGGUCGACGCGAGAACAAGAGCGUCCCAUCCCCACCCGGCGCCCACACCGGGCCACAACGACCUGUCCCGCUGGGAGGCAUGUACCCUCUCCCAGCUGCGGACGGGCGCAUCGCCGCUCACGCGGGACGUCGCCCACCGCCUAGGCCUGGCGGUGGACGCGGCUUGCCCUGCGUGCGGCGAGCCGGACAGCGCGGCCCACCUGCUGACCGACUGUCCGGCCUACGAGGCUGCGCGGCGCCGCCGCUGGGGACUCAACCCGAGCCUGGGGGACGUCCUCGGCGGACCGGCGCCGUUGGUGAUUGAAUUCAUCCGGGCUGUCGGGCGGACCGACCCUCCGGUCGACCCGCCUGCGCCGUCGUCCCCCUAG
This is a messenger RNA of Amphibalanus amphitrite, 2535 nucleotides long. RefSeq lists its product as uncharacterized. The transcript has 2 exons. Bases 1 to 2535 code for a protein of 844 amino acids. Gene Ontology annotation, molecular function: RNA-DNA hybrid ribonuclease activity; nucleic acid binding. The record is from RefSeq and is a predicted model, not a curated record. NCBI's taxonomy places the organism in Eukaryota, Metazoa, Arthropoda, Thecostraca, Balanomorpha, Balanidae.